AUGGCUGCCCAGGGCUCGCUGCCAGCCCUGAUCCGCAAGAAACGGGAUGGGCACCGGCUGGAGGAGGCUGAGAUACAGAGCUUCGUGAGGGGCAUCACCCAGGGCACCGCGCAGCAGGGACAGAUCGGUGCCAUGCUGAUGGCCAUCAGGCUGCGGGGCAUGGACCUGCGUGAGACCCUGGCACUGACGCGGGCGAUGGCGGCCUCGGGGCGGACGCUGGCCUGGCCCCAGGCCUGGCACGGGCGCCUGGCGGACAAGCACUCGACGGGCGGCGUCGGGGACAAGGUCAGCCUGGUGCUGGCCCCCGCGCUGGCCGCCUGCGGCUGCAAGGUGCCAAUGAUCAGCGGGCGCGGGCUGGGCCACACGGGGGGGACCCUGGACAAGCUGGAGGCCAUCCCCGGGUUCCGAGUCAGCCUGAGCCCUGAGGAGAUGCAGGACGCCCUGGAGCGGGUCGGGUGCUGCAUCGUGGGGCAGAGUGAGGAGCUGUGCCCGGCGGACCGGGUGCUGUACGCGCUGCGGGACGUGACGGCCACCGUGGACAGCCUGCCGCUCAUCACCGCCUCCAUCCUCAGCAAGAAAGCGGCGGAGCAGCUCUCGGCGCUGGUGCUGGAUGUCAAGUACGGGGGGGCCGCGCUGUGCCCCACCAGGGACAGUGCCCGGCAGCUGGCACAGAGCUUGGUGUGGGUUUGCUCCGAGCUGGGCUUGCAGGGCUCUGCGGUGCUGACGCCGAUGUCGCAGCCCCUGGGCCGCCGCCUGGGGCACUCUCUGGAGGUGCUGGAGGCGCUGGAAGCGCUGCACGGCGCGGGGCCGCCCGACCUGCGCCUCCUCGUCACCAUGCUGGGUGGUCUGCUGCUGUGGCAGUGUAGCCUGGCUGGGAGUGCUGAGCAGGGCCAGCAGCUCCUAGGUGCAGCACUGGACAAUGGCUCAGCCCUGGCCACUUUUGAGGCCAUGCUGGGGGUCCAGGGGGUAGCCCCCAACACGGCCCAGCUGCUCUGCACUGGGGCCCCUGCCCAGCGCUGGCAGGUCCUGGGCCAGGCCAGCAUCCAGGAGGAGCUGAAGGCACUACAGGGAGGUUGGGUGCAGCAGAUUGAGGCCCUGCCUCUCGCCCACGUCCUCCACCGCCUGGGAGCCGGCCGGGAACGGGCCGGAGACCCCAUAAACCACCGGGUGGGAGCCGAGCUGCUGGCAACAGCGGGGCAGCGCCUGGAGGAAGGCGAGGCCUGGCUGCGGGUGCACCACGACGGAGGCCUGGAUGAGGAAGGCCGCAAGGCCUUGCAGGCCGCGCUUCGCCUGUCCCCGGAGGCGCCUUCGGGCCCACCAGAGUUUGUCACCGAAACGAUUCUGCCCACGGGGGCGAUGCCCGGCAGCGCAGACGCGCCCCGGCCGCCGGCUUAG
Dryobates pubescens (Downy woodpecker) is the source of this 1395-nucleotide messenger RNA. RefSeq names its product thymidine phosphorylase (gene TYMP). The transcript is spliced from 9 exons. Gene Ontology annotation, molecular function: pyrimidine-nucleoside phosphorylase activity; 1,4-alpha-oligoglucan phosphorylase activity. Bases 1 to 1395 code for a protein of 464 amino acids. The record is from RefSeq and is a predicted model, not a curated record. Gene Ontology annotation, biological process: pyrimidine nucleoside metabolic process; pyrimidine nucleobase metabolic process. NCBI's taxonomy places the organism in Eukaryota, Metazoa, Chordata, Aves, Piciformes, Picidae. Gene Ontology annotation, cellular component: cytosol.